This is a messenger RNA of Balearica regulorum gibbericeps (East African grey crowned-crane), 664 nucleotides long. The record is from RefSeq and is a predicted model, not a curated record. Lineage: Eukaryota; Metazoa; Chordata; Aves; Gruiformes; Gruidae.
AUGGCAUCAGAAAUCACCUACGCUGAGCUGAAAUUCAAGAAUGCAUCACCAGCUCCAGUGGUCGAAGUACCUCCUGAGACCAAGAAGCAUGAGCACCAUCCCCAGAAAUACCCACCUUGGCUCCCGUGGCUGAUCUCACUGCUGCUUCUCUUGGUGUGCAUUGCCCUUGUUGUUGUUCUCCUUGGUGAGUACGUGCAGGUUGUUGUUUCCCGCUCCCAUAGCAGUACCCAGCCCACAGUACUGCAGCAGAAAUUCACAGAGUGGCAGUGCAUCUUGGCAGUGUCGCAAGGCAAAGAGCAAGGCUGGACAUGCUGCCCAAAGGGCUGGAAACGCUUUCAAGAAAGCUGCUAUUACCUGUCAGAAGAUAUGAUGCGCUGGGCUGAGAGUGUGCAGAACUGCACUGGGAUGGGCUCCCACCUGGUGGUGAUUAACAGCGAAGCAGAGCAGGCUUUCCUCACCAAAGAGCUACCACAGUCUCCAACAAGAGCAAAUUACUACAUUGGUCUGCAUGCGCAGGAGGUGGGCAAGUGGCGCUGGGUGGACCAGACUCCAUUUAAUGAAGAGGGAGCGUUCUGGAGGCAAGAUGAACCAAGUAAUGUGGCAGUUGAGAUGUGCGUUGUUAUCCAUACGAUUUCAGAAAUACGCAACUGGAAUGAUGUUCGAU